Messenger RNA from Sitodiplosis mosellana (orange wheat blossom midge), 2419 nucleotides. RefSeq lists its product as uncharacterized. The record is from RefSeq and is a predicted model, not a curated record. The annotation marks the transcript as partial. The transcript has 2 exons. NCBI's taxonomy places the organism in Eukaryota, Metazoa, Arthropoda, Insecta, Diptera, Cecidomyiidae.
UAAAUCUGUGAAUAGCAACAAUGAUAUAGAUACAAACACUUCAACUUCAAACACAAACAACGAUACAAAUAUAGCGAAUGAAUCAACAAGCGAUUCUUAUGAAAAUGAUCCAGCUUUAGAAUGUAUUCAUGAUUCUAGUCAAACCGAAAUGAAGUCCAUAUCUAUAGAAGAGUAUCGAAGAAUUUUAAACGCUACUGUUGAAUUGUACAAAGCCACUGAAACCAUACAAAAAUUGGAAUUGUUAAUUCAAAAGAAGGAUGAUAAAAUCAAAUAUUUGGAGACUCAGCUUGAAAUUGCACAAGGGAAACGAAUUGAAGGUCUUUCGCAAGAACAAUAUGAAGUAUUGAGCUGUUUGAUUCAUCCAAUGAUGGUACGAAACUCAUAUCUACCGAGUGUGAGGAAAUUCUGUUUAAGAAUGGUAUUCCAUUCUACAGCUGCUUAUAAUGCGCUGAGGAACUUCUUCAAUAACAAUUUACCGGCACAUCGAACCAUACAGAGAUGGCUACAUUGCAUCGACGCAACGCCUGGAAUAACACAAAUGGCUUUGGAUGCAAUCACAAAAAAAGUAGAAGAAUAUACAGAUCGAAACAAACAACUAUACUUGUGCAUAAUUCAUGACGAAAUGUCGAUGAAGCAGCAUGUAGCCUGGAGUGAAAAUGAAAAUCUUUUCAAGGGAUUCGCCACAACAACAAAUGCAAGCAAUGAAGGAAAAAGACUUCCAGUAGCCAAAGAUGUUUUGGUGUAUAUGGCAGUUGGGCCUGAUUUUAGAAUAGCGGUCGCUUAUUUCCUGUUAAAUGGUCUGGAAGGUAUUGAUAGAGCUGUCUUAAGCAAAGAAGUUAUACGAUCUGUUGAAAAUACAGGAGCCGUUGUCAUAUCAUUGACUGGAGAUGGUUUGUCAGCGAACAUCACAUCUUAUGAAUUUCUUGGUUCGGACUUUAAGUCUAAAAAACCAUAUUUCCCCAGCCCAACUCAUCCAGAGAGGGAGAUAUACAUAAUAUACGACCCUCCACAUAUGUUGAAGAUUAUUCGUAAAGAUUUUUCAACCCGUAAACUGUAUCACAAAGAUGAGCUGUUGAAUUGGAAUCUAUUGAGUCUAUUGGCAGCGAAACAAGAUGGUGACAAUUUCGGAUUAGGAAACCAGCUAACACAACGUCAUCAUAUUAACUGGAAUAUUUCACCGAUGACCGUUAGAUAUGCUGCCGAAACCAUGAGUAAUAGUGUCGCUGAUGCUUUGGAGCAGUUAUGUGAAGAUAAAUAUGCUGAUUUUGAGAAGUGUGAAUCUACAGUUCAAUUAAUUCGAUUGUGUAAUAAUGUCUUUGAUGCAUUAAACUAUGGCGAAGGGAAAAAAACGAACAAUCAAUUCAAACAACCUAUUUGUGAAUCAACAUUACCCGCAUUUCUGAAAUUAUUUGAAGAGUUCAGGAAAUUUGUUGAUGAAAUAUCAAUCGAAAUAGUAAACAAAAAUGGUACGUCGAUGAAAAGGAGCAUAAGCAGCUAUUUUUUUAAGAAGUCGAACAAGUUUGUGGGCUUCUGUGGCUUUUUGCAGAAUAUGAUUAGUGUCAUUGGUAUUUAUACUGAUUACAUGACGAGCCCUGAAUCACCUGAUAAAUUCUUCACUUUCCAAUUUAGCCAGGACAGUUUGGAGACAUAUUUUUCGUUGAUUAGAAGUAGUCUUGGAGCGAGUUCCAAUCCAAAUGCUCAACAAUUCAUGUCUGCAUACCGGAAACUUUUGAUUUGCAUGCCUCAUAUGUCUUCGAAGCACACCAAUUGUAAUUACUUUGAUGUGUCAAACAUAUUAACCGUCCCAUCCACGCAAAUGCUGAGCACACCAUUACACAUUGAAGUAAUCCGCGCAAAAGAAAUUGAAAUCGACACUGAUUAUCAAACAUUGAUAACAGCAGAAAUGGAUCCUUACGAAAACCACAUCAUUGCUUAUGUUUCAUCAAACAUUGAAGCCAGUAUUAUGCGAAAAAUCAAAGCGCAAUCGGUGUCUGCUUGCCAGGAUUGUUUGGCAGUAUUCACUGAGAACAAUAAAAUUUCUGAUAGCUUUAUAGCAAGAAAAAACCAAUCAGGUGAGCUGUUGGCCCAGCCAUGCUGCAGUACACAGAAUAUAAUUCUGGUUUGCGAAGCAGUUUGCAAAAUUCUUCAGGAAAAAGCGCACGUCGAGCACAAGGUUGUUACCAAAACAAUCUUCAAUUGCUUAGACAUUGAAGAUUUAUACCAAUCAACUCUGUUCAGUACUCAUCAUGACAAACUUGAUAACGACUUAUCGCAUAAAGAUAAAUUUAUAUUCGACAUCGUGCUAGAAUACAUGCGUAUGAAAUCCAUGAAUAUCGGUCGACGAAUCACCGAUGAAGAAUGGUUAGAAAGCAUGAAAAGAAGAAAAGCAAGACGAACGAAAAUUGUGACGGGAAGAUAA